Molecule: messenger RNA, 1412 nt
Organism: Ananas comosus (pineapple)
Lineage: Eukaryota; Viridiplantae; Streptophyta; Magnoliopsida; Poales; Bromeliaceae
Product: probable serine/threonine-protein kinase PIX13
Exons: 6
Coding region: 127-1404 (425 amino acids)
Biological process (GO): protein phosphorylation
Molecular function (GO): ATP binding; protein kinase activity
Source: RefSeq, a predicted model, not a curated record
UAAAAACCAUUCUCUAUAUUAAUUGCAACUCCUUAGAAUCAUAAAGGAGCAUAAAUAGUUUAAAAAGAGAGAGAGAGAGAGAGAGAAAUAUAAGUGAGAGGGGAAAAGAACAGUAGUGUUUUGGGCAUGGGGAAUUGCUUUGCCUCACCUGAGGAAAUGAAAACUAUGAGCCCAACAAAUACCACAUCUCCUAAUUCAGGGCCCUCGGCGUCGAACUCCUCCAGCGGCGCCGCCGCCACCACCUCCCCCUCCGCCGCCGCCGCGUCCAUCGCCGGCGCCGGAGCGGGGGCGGGGCACCCGAGCGGGCGGAUCCUGGAGGCGCCGAGCCUGCGGAUCUUCACGUUGGCGGAGCUGCGGAGCGCGACGAAGGGGUUCCGGAGCGACAACGUGCUCGGCGAGGGGGGCUUCGGGAGGGUCUACAAGGGCUCGGUGGAGGAGAAGGGCCAGGGCCCCGGCGCCGCGGGGGCGACGUCGGCGGCGUCGGCGUCGGCGUCGUCGGGGGCGGCGGUGGUGGCCAUCAAGAAGCUCAAAGCGGAGAGCGUGCAGGGGCUGCAGGAGUGGCAGUCUGAAAUAAACUUCCUGGGGAGGCUUUCACAUCCCAACCUGGUCAAACUGUUGGGUUAUUGCUUGGAGGAGAAAGAGCUUCUUCUCAUCUAUGAAUUUAUGCCGAAGGGGAGCUUAGAAAAUCACCUCUUUCGGAGAGGUGCAACUUUUGAGCCACUCUCAUGGAGCCUAAGGUUGAAGAUUGCAAUCGGGGCCGCACGUGGCCUCGCAUUCUUACAUACAUCGGAGAAGAAGAUCAUAUACAGGGACUUCAAGGCAUCCAAUAUCCUUCUUGACUCUAACUUCAAUCCGAAGCUCUCCGACUUUGGGCUAGCAAAGGCUGGGCCAACUGGUGGAGAUACACAUGUCAGCACACGUGUGAUGGGCACGUUCGGUUACGCAGCUCCGGAGUAUGUUGCGACCGGUCAUCUCUAUGUGAAGAGUGAUGUCUACGGCUUCGGAGUAGUCUUGCUCGAGAUGCUAUCCGGCCUGCGGGCGCUCGACACUAGUCGACCGCCGGAGCAACUCAACUUAGUGGAAUGGGCCAAGCCCUUCUUAAUGGACCAGCGAAAGUUGGCUCGACUGAUGGACCCGCGGCUCGAAGGGCAAUACCCAUCCAAAGGUGCCAUUCAGGCAGCUAAGCUAACCCUACGAUGUGUCGCCGUCGACCCGAAGAGCCGACCAUCGAUGAAGGAAGUAGUGGCGGUUCUCGAAAGUAUCGGUUCGAUGAAAAGCCGAUCGAUCAGGUCGAAAGGUACGUCCCCGCGGCCCGUGGCCCGCAUUCACGGCGGGUCGGGCCGCAGGGAUCAAGGAUUGGGCUCGGGCCGACAGGCCAAUUAUCAGUCUCCUCGAUUACGGUGAAAGUGGAA